GCCUUCCCCUCGAGUUCGUAAGUUCGUAUUCACAUCUCCCUCUCCUCUUUCUCUCUCUAAAACCCCCAAAUUCAGAUUUGCGAGAAGACAAAAAUGGAUGCAAUUGACUCCGUUGUCGAUCCUCUCAGAGACUUCGCCAAGGACAGUGUUCGCCUCGUCAAGAGGUGCCACAAGCCCGAUCGCAAAGAAUUCUCCAAAGUGGCGCUCCGUACCGCGAUCGGGUUCGUCGUCAUGGGAUUCGUUGGUUUUUUUGUGAAACUGAUAUUCAUCCCCAUCAACAACAUUAUCGUCGGCUCCGCUUAGGUUUUUGUUGUAAGAGAAAAGCUGCUGGAAAGAGGUCGUAAUUGAUGCAACUUGUAAUUCACAGAGGAUCGAAUAGCGCUUAGUUUAUUUUCUAUUUCGUUAGUUAAAUUUCAACACUUUGGAUUUACAUGUGCGAAACCAUGGAAAUUCAAACUUUUUUUUUUGUUUUGAUAAUAUCAGUAUUAUGAUUCAAAUUUUAGUUGA
This is a messenger RNA of Humulus lupulus (European hop), 507 nucleotides long. RefSeq names its product protein transport protein Sec61 subunit gamma-1. The record is from RefSeq and is a predicted model, not a curated record. The transcript has 3 exons. Lineage: Eukaryota; Viridiplantae; Streptophyta; Magnoliopsida; Rosales; Cannabaceae. Gene Ontology annotation, cellular component: membrane; Ssh1 translocon complex. Gene Ontology annotation, biological process: post-translational protein targeting to membrane, translocation; protein targeting. Bases 94 to 303 code for a protein of 69 amino acids. Gene Ontology annotation, molecular function: transmembrane protein transporter activity.